This is a messenger RNA of Solanum dulcamara, 1664 nucleotides long. RefSeq lists its product as uncharacterized. The transcript has a single exon. The record is from RefSeq and is a predicted model, not a curated record. Bases 135 to 1229 code for a protein of 364 amino acids. Lineage: Eukaryota; Viridiplantae; Streptophyta; Magnoliopsida; Solanales; Solanaceae.
AUUGUUAUAAGCAAAUCUCAUUUGGUCCUAAAAAGACAACCUUUGCCCUCUACAGUUACCCCCACCAUUUUCUCCGUCCCCAUUUCAGAUCAAAAACCCCAAAAACCCAAAUCGGAGAAAAAAAUCCCAAGAAAAUGGAACAUCAUACAACUACAAGCAGAGCAGAAGCAGAAAGAUUGCUAGGAGUUGCAGAAAAGCUCUUAAGGGAAAAAGAUUUUGCACCCUGUAAAGAUUUUGCCCUUCUUGCUCAAGAAACUGAGCCUUUACUAGAAGGACCUGACCAGAUCCUAGCUAUUGCUGAAGUUCUUUUAGCUUCACAAAAACGAAUCAACAAUCACCAUGACUGGUACUCAAUUCUUUCAAUCCAAGGUCGUACUGAAGAUUCAGAGUUAAUCAAGAAACAGUAUCGCCGUCUUGCUCUUCUUCUUCAUCCUGACAAAAACAAAUACCCAUCUUCAGAUGCUGCUUUUGGGCUUGUUGCUGAUGCUUGGGCUGUUCUUUCAGAUCCAUCAAAAAAGGGUCUUUAUGAUAAUGAGCUUUCGCUUUUUACUAGAGUUAAUUUGGCUCCUGCAGGAAGAGGAAGACCCAGAGGAAGUUAUAAUAAGCAUAAAAAAGGAGAUGAUAAAUUGCCCGUGAGGAGGAGUAGUAGGGCGAGCAAUUCGGGUCAAAAUCAGAACCCGAAUCCGAGUCCGGUGAGUCAGAGGAAUUAUCAUAGUGCGCCGCCGAAGCCUGCGGCGGCGACACCGAUGAGUGGUAUGAUGAGAGGGCAAAGGGUGGUGAAUUUGUGGACGGCGUGUCCGUAUUGUUACAAUUUGUAUGAGUAUCCUAGGGUUUAUGAAGGGUGUUGUUUAAGGUGUGAAAAGUGUAAAAGGGCUUUUACUGCUACUGAGAUUUUGUCAAUGCCACCAUUAGUGCCAGGGAGAGAAGCUUAUUAUUGCAUUUGGGGUUUUUUCCCAAUGGGUUUUGUGAAUGGGAAUUUGGAGGAUUUGGGAAAUGGGAAAGGUUCUGCUGCUGCUGCUGCUGCAACUACUGGUGCAUUUCCUACUUGGAUGCCACCGAUGUUUUCGUCUGAAGGGAAUGUGAAUGUUGCUAGUAAUCAACAAAAUGCUACUCCAAUUCCGGCUAAUGUUCAGGUUCCGACUGCAGCUCAGGCGCCAGCACGGCCUCAGGCUCCGAGACCAAUGACGACAGGAGCUAAGAAAAGAGGUAGGCCUAGGAAGUAUAACUAAAAAGGUUUGAUUUUUAUGGUUUCUAGAACGGAUUGCCUCAAGAAUUUUGAGUCUAUGGAGAUUAAUGUUUAGUUUGAUCAAGUUGAUUGAGGUUGAGGCAGAUGGAAUUGGUAAGGGUUUACAUGAGACAAGAAUCUUCGUAAAUCGAAUGAUCCAUGAUCCAAUGGUGUAGUAAGUCGAGUAGUGAGCAAAAGUAGCUGCUCAUAUGAAGAAGUGUAUAUGCUGAUAACUGUGCUUCUUCUCAUUGUAGAAAUUUCUCUUAGCUUCUUGUUGUUAGAUGCCUUGUGUUUGUAGAAAUUUCUCUUGUUGUUGGUAGAUUUUAUGGGGUUUGUAGUUACUAUAUUUAUUCAAUUUUCAAGACUUAUAGUCGUAGACUUGUUUUGUAAUUGAAUGAUCUUUUAUGCCAAAUUUCGAAAUUCUCAUAUUUGUCUGAUU